Molecule: messenger RNA, 414 nt
Organism: Colletotrichum truncatum
Lineage: Eukaryota; Fungi; Ascomycota; Sordariomycetes; Glomerellales; Glomerellaceae
Source: RefSeq, a predicted model, not a curated record
AUGGGUUCUUCUCAGUCCGUCACCACUAAGCCUAACAGCUAUUUCGGCCUCGAAGCCAUCAGCAACCACGCAGCUCAGACCUGCACCUCCCCAUCCUGCGCGAAAGAGGUUCUUAAUUUUGCCCAAAGCCAGCAGGACAGAUUUCACCGCAUCUUCGACGAAGAAUCCAACUCAAACUACAAGAUCAAGCGUGGCUGGGAGAUGGACAAGCAUCAAGCCAGCAAACAACUUACCGGUCGAGAACUGCGCCGAUCUCUCCGCGACAUGGAUCGUGAGAUGGCCCACCAGCUCCAGGUCAAUUCCAACAAGUUUCGUGCUCGAAAACAACGCGCUCUUGACCAGUUCAAGAAUGAAUGGAAGAAGAAUCAAAGAGCCAAAACUUAUCCUUACUGGGGCCGAAAUCUUCGCUGCUAA